AGGGGCUUCACCGACAGAGCUGCCAAGGGAUUUUCAAUAGAAAUAAUCAAACCUUCAUCUCUCAAAAUUGGGACCAAAUUUAAAUUUUGCAACAAAGGAGGUCAUCUGAAAGAACUAUGGGAACCAGAAGGACACUCAUUCUGCAGAAAAGGCAAGUCUUGGUUUUCUUUGUUUUGCUGGGAUUGUCUCAGGCGAGUACUGAAUCUUUGCACUAUUCUGUAGCGGAGGAAACGGAAAUUGGCUCUUUUGUGGCUAAUCUGGCAAGGGAUCUGGGGCUGGGGGUUGCAGAGCUGUCCUCCAGGGAGGCCCGGGUAGUGUCAGAUGAUAAUAAAAAGCAUUUACACCUUAAUUUGAUGACGGGAGAUCUGCUCCUGAGUGAGAGACUGGACCGGGAAGAGCUGUGUGGCUCCACCCAGCCCUGUGUGCUGCCUUUUCAGGUGGUUCUGGAAAACCCUUUACAGUUUUAUCGAGCUGAGCUGCAUGUCAGAGAUAUAAAUGAUCACUCCCCUAUGUUCCUGGACAAGGAAAUAACUAUUAAAAUACCAGAAAGUGCAACUAUUGGAGCCACAUUCUUAAUUGAGAAUGCACAAGAUCUGGACAUAGGAAGCAAUGGUCUCCAGGACUACAGCAUUAGCCCCAAUUCUCACUUCUAUAUUAAAAUUCAUGACAGUGGCAAUGGAAAGAUAUAUCCGGAGCUGGUUCUAGACAGAGCUCUAGAUCGUGAGGAAGAAUCUGAGCUUAGAUUGACACUUACAGCACUGGAUGGUGGGUCUCCUCCCAGGUCUGGGACAACAUCCAUUCUCAUAAAGGUCUUGGACAUCAAUGAUAAUGCCCCUGAGUUUGCUCAGAGUUUCUAUGAGGUGCAGGUCCCAGAGGACACUCCCAUUGGUUCCAGUAUUAUUGCUAUCUCUGCUAAGGAUUUAGAUAUAGGAAAUUCUGGGAAAAUAUCGUAUUCAUUUUUGCACGCAUCAGAAGGUAUUAGAAAAACCUUUGAAAUCAACCCAACAUCUGGGGAAGUCAACUUGAGAUCAUUACUGGAUUUUGAAGUAAUACAAUCCUAUUCUGUAAAUAUCCAAGCAACAGAUGGUGGCGGUCUUUCAGCAAAAUGCACUCUUCUAGUUAAAGUAUUGGAUAUAAAUGACAAUGCACCAGAAGUGAUCAUAUCAUCAAUUACAAAGACAAUUCCAGAGAAUGCUUCAGAGGCCCUGGUCGCUCUUUUCAGUGUCCGAGAUCAAGACUCUGGGGACAACGGAAAGAUCCUUUGCUCUAUUCAGGACGACCUUCCGUUUAUCCUAAAACCCACCUUCAAGAACUUUUUCACCCUACUUUCUGAAAAAGCACUGGAUAGAGAGAGCAGAGGUGAGUACAACAUCACCAUCACAGUCACCGACAUGGGCACACCCAGGCUCACAACCCAGCACACCAUAACAGUGCAGGUCUCAGAUGUCAACGACAACGCCCCCACCUUUACCCAAACCUCCUAUACCCUGUUUGUCCAGGAGAACAACAGCCCCGCCCUGCACAUAGGCACCAUCAGCGCCACAGACUCAGACUCAGGCUCCAAUGCCGACAUCACCUACUCGCUCCUGCCCACCCACGACCCGCAGCUGGGCCUGGCCUCUCUCAUCUCCAUCAACGCCGAAAACGGGCAGCUGUUCGCACUCAGGGCCCUGGACUACGAAGCCCAGCAGGCCUUCGAGUUCCACGUGGGAGCCACAGACCAAGGCUCUCCUGCGCUCAGCAGCCAGGCGCUGGUGCGUGUGCUGGUGCUGGACGCCAACGACAAUGCGCCCUUCGUCCUCUACCCGCUGCAGAACGCCUCUGCACCCUGCACAGAGCUGCUGCCCAGGGCGGCAGAGCCAGGCUACCUGGUCACCAAGGUGGUGGCAGUGGACCGCGACUCUGGACAGAAUGCCUGGCUGUCCUUCCAGCUGCUCAAGGCCACAGAGCCCGGGCUGUUCAGCGUGUGGGCUCACAAUGGCGAGGUGCGCACCUCCAGGCUGCUGAGUGAGCGUGAUGCUCCCAAGCACAGGCUGCUGCUGCUGGUCAAGGACAAUGGAGAUCCUCCAAGGUCUGCCAGUGUCACUCUGCAUGUGCUGCUGGUGGAUGGCUUCUCUCAGCCCUACCUGCCUCUGCCAGAGGUGGCGCGCGACCCCGCGCAGGACGAGGACGUGCUCACACUGUACCUGGUCAUUGCCUUGGCUUCUGUGUCUUCCAUCUUCCUCUUGUCUGUGCUGCUGUUUGUGGGGGUGAGGCUGUGCAGGAGGGCCAGGGCGGCCUCUCUGGGUGGCUGCUCUGUGCCUGAGGGACAUUUUCCUGGUCACCUGGUGGAUAUCAGUGGGGCGGGAACCCUGUCCCAGAGCUACCAGUAUGAGGUGUGUCUGACAGGAGGUACUGGCACAAAUGAGUUCAAAUUCCUGAAGCCGGUCAUGCCCAGUCUUCAACUCCACGACGCUGGUUCUAAUAUGCAGGAAAAGGAGAACUUUCGCAAUAGUCUUGGAUUUAAUAUUCAAUAAAAAAAUCUCCUGUGAACUCUUAAUAUUUUCCUUCUACUGAUAAAUUGCAGAUGCUUUUUUUUCUUGAUGUGCAAUGGAUUUUAGGUUUUACUGAUGUUGCAUGCGUUUUCAUUUCACAGAUUUUUCUCACAGUUGCUACGGGGCUCUAGUGAUGUGAAGAAACAAUCUGCACCGUUUGUUUCGUUUAUUUUGAAGUUUUAUGUUAAUGGUUCUGCUGUUUGUUAUGCAAGACACAGAAAUGGAAAUACUAACUAAAGUAUUUAGAGUAAAUGUGUUGAGCUGGUGGUUACUGUACCUGGCAGAGUCCACAAGCAGGCAGCUCUGGGUGGAUGAUCUCCAACAAAAGAAAGGGAGGGAGGAAGGGGAGGAGGGAACUAAAAGGGGCAAAUGUCACCAUAUACGGGAGUUGUUCCAACACACUAUUAAA
Peromyscus eremicus (cactus mouse) is the source of this 2943-nucleotide messenger RNA. Its product is annotated as protocadherin beta-14-like. Gene Ontology annotation, cellular component: plasma membrane. The transcript has a single exon. Gene Ontology annotation, biological process: homophilic cell-cell adhesion. Lineage: Eukaryota; Metazoa; Chordata; Mammalia; Rodentia; Cricetidae. Bases 117 to 2516 code for a protein of 799 amino acids. Gene Ontology annotation, molecular function: calcium ion binding. The record is from RefSeq and is a predicted model, not a curated record.